Molecule: messenger RNA, 2859 nt
Organism: Actinia tenebrosa (Australian red waratah sea anemone)
Lineage: Eukaryota; Metazoa; Cnidaria; Anthozoa; Actiniaria; Actiniidae
Product: conserved oligomeric Golgi complex subunit 7
Biological process (GO): Golgi organization; intracellular protein transport; retrograde vesicle-mediated transport, Golgi to endoplasmic reticulum
Cellular component (GO): COG complex
Source: RefSeq, a predicted model, not a curated record
CCAAAAUGGCGGCCGUCGCAAAAUUUAUUCAAAAAGUUAUUCUUUUUAAAAAUAUUAGUUUCCGUUAAGUUUCAUGUUUAUUUUAAGAUUAUAGCUGGGUAAAUGGAUUUCUGGAAGUUCUCGGAUCAAAAUUUUGAUGUUAAAGAAUGGGUGAAUUCAGCUUUGAAGACGCGAGACGACAAAACUCCUAUCGAUGCACAUGCAUCUACUUUAGUCAUGAAGUUACAGCUUUUUAUCCAGGAAGUCAACAAUGCCUUAGAGGAGACGAGUGUACAGAGCGUUAAUAGUAUUCCAAGGGUUAUGAGAGAGAUAGAGAAUUUGCGACAUGAAGCAUCGUUACUGAAGGAACAAAUGAAUAUGGUUAAAGAGGAUAUCAAGAAGGUGGAAGAGAACACAGCACAGUCCAUGAAGAUGCUGAUGGAGCUGGAUGCAGUCAAGUCACGGAUGCAAGCUGCUUCCCAGGGACUUCAGGAAGCAGAUAAUUGGACAACUUUAUCAGCAGACGUGGAAAAGGUCUUUGAUUCUGGUGACAUCAAGGCAAUAUCAGAGAAGCUCGUUGGCAUGCAUAAGAGUUUGACUGUUCUACAAGAUGUACCAGAUUAUGCAGAGAGAAGACGGCGACUAGAAGGAUUGAAAAAUAAACUGGAAGCCUUGUUGAGUCCAAAAAUUGUUGCAGCAUUCAACAAUCAUUCUCUAGAAGAAACAAAAGAGUAUGUGAAAAUCUUUUCUGACAUUGACAGACUUGACCAGCUACAAAACUAUUAUGUGAGAUGUCACAAGACAAAGCUACAAAAGACUUGGGUUGAGAUCCGUACAGAAGAUCCUAACAAGAUGAUGCUUGAUUGGUUGGCUACCUUCUAUGAUGUCAUCUUGUCAACCUGGUACACAGAGGUUAGUUGGUGUAGUCAGGUAUUUCCUGAGCCAGGGACAGUUUUAUGUGUGUUGUUGAUGCAGACCCUAACUCAUCUGGACCCAUCACUCCCUCAAUGCAUUGCUGAGUACAUCAGGGAUCAGCAGGAUGUCUUGCAGAGGUUGAUUGAUUUGAGACAGGUUACCAUUAGAUAUGGCCAAGGGUUAGAAAAAGCUCUAUUGCAGCAAGAAGGGAAGUGCAGUCCUAAUUCCAUAUCAGUGUUGGUUGAUGCAGUGUUUUCUCCGUACAUCCAGUACAUGUUGGACUACCCAAUGAUGCAACAGUCAUACCUUGUUGGCCAACUGGAAAACAUUUCACUGAGAUCUGAUGAAUUUCUAGAAAUGGCAGGUCGGAUGGCAAAGUCAGUUGAUAAAGUCUUUCGUUUAGUCGAUCAGGCUGUGGACUACUGUGUACAACUCACCGAUGGCUAUGCAGUUUGUGGGCUUUGUUUUGUGUUAGAGGAAUUUUUCAGCGAAUACACAGGCCGCCUUGAUGAAUGUAUUUCCAGCUUACGAAAACAAUGUUACUUGGAUCAGGACCUCACACCAGAUAUGAAAGAGUUCCAUGAAGAUUGGACUUUAUUCCAGAAUGCAUUCCGUAUUAUUCAAAUCUGUGGUGAUCUUCUCCUUCGACUCCGCACUCACGACAGAAACCUCUACGACAUCUUAAUGAUAUGUGGUAGAGAGAUAGGAGGCAAGGCGAGUGAUAGCGACACCUCUAGAUUUCCCACCAGACCCUUCAGGUGGUACAACUACCUCCAGAAAGAAAGACCUAAUGAUUUUAACACUCUUUUAGAGUUUAUACAAAAAUACCAGUCAGGUACUGCUAAGGAUUACGCUGUUUUACCAGUCGUCUUUGAACAAAUGCAGUCACUCAACGAACGAGCUCACAGACUUGCAUUUGAUGUCGCCUUUCUUCAAAUCAAGCAACAGUUGUCCCUUGUGCCAAAACUGGAGACUUGGGCAUCUGUUUCUGCCGAAUCAGGAUCAGCUCUCAGCAGUGAACUUCCAAAGUUUAGUUUAUCACCUCAAGGAUAUAUUACGCAUAUUGGAGAUCACUUACUUACCCUACCCCAACAAUUAGAACCAUUCAUUACAAAGGAGAACCCCGCCCUGGAGGCUGCCAUGAAGACUGGUAAACUCCCCUUCCCUGAUGAACAAGAAGAGAACAUCGACCCUGCUUCUCAUUGGCUGGGCUCCAUAGCUCGCGGAACGAUUCAUACCUACGUCGAGAACAUCUUACGAAUUCACGAACUCACUCCUUACUCUACGAAACAGUUGCUCGCUGAUAUAGAAUAUUUUUGUAAUGUGUUGGAAGCUCUUGAAGUGGAGCCCAGUGACUCACUCAAACAUAUCAUGAUGCUUUUGAAGGCCAGCCCUGAAGAAUUUCACGAAGUCGUGGUAGAAAACAAUAUUGAUGACAGAAUACAGAUGGUCAUCGCAGGAACCAGAAUGAUACACUAACGCACAUGCAAGCACUGUGUCAAUAACAAUAAAAUUCCAUCAGCAACUUCUUAAAUACUUAGCUCAGCUGAACGCUAGUAAAUGUUUUUUGCGACCGAGAUUAAACACGACACAAGAGAACACAAAUCAGUAUCUAGAAGGGGUAUUGUAGCCCCAGUAUUAUAUAAACAGAAAAUAUAAAAACUGAUAUAGAAUACUGAGAAAUCAAGACGCAGUCAGAUGUUUCCAGGAAGUAUUUGAAACCAGGAAAGCACAGUGGAUCGAGUUCUCAAAUAAUAAUUUGUAAGGAAAAAUAAAAUAACGAUGUUGAGGCCUGAUUAAGAGGUUGAAUGGACAAAAAAAAAAAAUUGAAAAAAAGUUAAAUCAGCAUGAAGCGGGAUUUGAUUUUAAGAGUUUGAAUGGAGAAAACAAAAUGUUAUAUCAGCAUGAGGCGGGAUUUCAAACAAGUCAACCAACAGAAAUUAAAAACAAAAAACAAAAAAAAAA